AUGGCCAACUUCAACGACCUGCCAGCAGACAUCCAGGGCGCAAUCUACUACCACGCCCUCAAGGCCAUAUACCUCCCGCAGUACUGCCCGGCAGUACUGCCAAAGUACACAGAUAAGUGCCAGCGGCUCGUGGCCAUCCGCAACCUCUUCAAGGCGCACCCGAACACGGGCAAGAGGUUCUGCUCGAAGGCGAGGGCGUUGGUCCUGCGGGAUUGA
Molecule: messenger RNA, 216 nt
Organism: Fulvia fulva
Lineage: Eukaryota; Fungi; Ascomycota; Dothideomycetes; Mycosphaerellales; Mycosphaerellaceae
Exons: 1
Coding region: 1-216 (71 amino acids)
Source: RefSeq, a predicted model, not a curated record